Messenger RNA from Episyrphus balteatus (marmalade hoverfly), 4090 nucleotides. RefSeq names its product phosphoinositide 3-kinase adapter protein 1 (gene stumps). Bases 223 to 3738 code for a protein of 1171 amino acids. Lineage: Eukaryota; Metazoa; Arthropoda; Insecta; Diptera; Syrphidae. The transcript has 9 exons. Gene Ontology annotation, molecular function: transmembrane receptor protein tyrosine kinase adaptor activity; fibroblast growth factor receptor binding. Gene Ontology annotation, cellular component: cytosol. The record is from RefSeq and is a predicted model, not a curated record.
AACAAAAAAAAACAGAUGAUAAUAAUUUUUGUGUUUUCUCAAAAAAAUUAUUUGAAAAAAAAAUGUUAUAUUAAUUUGAGGGGGGAACUUUAUUAACUUAUAAAUUAAGAAAUCUUAACACGGAACUCUUCGUUCAUCCGGCGGAAGUAUACAACUUUGGUUUGAAGAACGAAUACAAAAGACCAUUAGAAGACUGCUGCUGCCAAACUGUACCCAUCCAAGAUGUCCGUAGAUAACCCAUAUUAUUUUUACAAUGACAAAUCUUCACCGAAAACCCCAGAUUCGACAACUUCUAGCAAGGGGUUUUCAAUAUUCAAACGAAGAAAUUCCAAAGGAAGCAGUCCAAGGGUUGCCAUUCCUGAGAAAAUUCGACCAAUUAAUUCAGCAAAUUUGGAUUCAGCUGCUUCAGUUUUAGGCAGCCCACGAGGAAGUUUCGGAUCACUUGGUUCAUAUUCGGGUGGUGGGUGUAUGCAUGCUUUCGAAUUAGGUUCUCCAACAAGUGUUAAUGGUCCAUUUCUGCGACGUCCUAAUACAAUUGAAUCAUUUCGUGAGAGAUUAGGUUCUUAUAAUGAAACUGCCAAUUAUAAUCCUGAAAAUGAUGAUGUAUUCAAUGCAUCACCCUUAAGUAAAAAUCACCAUCACACACUGCCUUGUCAUGGAUCACGAAGGCAUUCGUUUGGCAAUUUUAGCCAACGAGAUCGAUUGAAAAGUCCAACAUCACCUGAUGAAGUUCCAAAUAUGAUUGCACCAAAGCCACCUGUUGUUUCACCAAGCAGAUAUCGCGGUACUGGUGGAAGAAGAAGGGAUAACUGUGUAACCAGUUCGAAUAUGGACGACAUCCUGAUCAUAACAGCUAAACAUAGCGAACGUGCAAUAUUGCGAGCGAAUUUUCUUAAAAAUCAUUUCGAUAAAAUUACUAAACAACGUGGACGUAAACCUUUCAAUUUUCUUCACGUCAAAAUUGACGAUGGACCCUUUAGUGAGGACCUCGCCCGAAAAUACCAAGAUGCUGCCUUACAAAUUGUUAUCCUCUGUCCAGCUCUUUUGGCAACAUCACAUUCAUUUUUACAAUCUCAACUUUCGGCUAUAUUGAAAAUUGAAAAGGUUCUCGCUAUUCUACUGGACGUUAGUGAGGAAAAAUGUCUUGAAUUUCAUAAAAGUGCCCUUCCAUCAUUCCGCAAAUGGCGUCGUUGUGUAAUACGUGACAAUGAUCAAUCUCAAAUUGGUAACAUUCUUGGUAUUGCAACUGAUAUCCUGGGAAGGGCGCUCUGUCAACGUCCUCCCUGCCAGGAUAUGAAUACAAGUCAAACAAAAAGUUUUAGCAGCUCUGAAGGUUUUACAGUUCUUCCGCGGAAGGUGAAAAUUGGUCAAAAUAAAGUUGUAGCAAUGUUAAAUGAACCCCUGGACAAAGACGAUGUAUUAAAGAUUAUGAUUGAAAAAUCCGGAGAACUCAUUGAAGUGCGAAACUUUAAGCGCAGAAAUCCGUUUACAAUACAAUUUACAAUUCCAGAAUCCUGCAUGGAAAUCUCAACAAUGGUAGAAAUUCGCAUUGAAAAGAAUGAAAAAACUAUCGGAAGCCGACCAAUCAAAUGCGAAAGUCGCCUUCGGGAACUCGAACAACUUCUUCGAACUGAAGACUCUCCAAUUGAAUUCAUGUGUCAUUCAUUAGGCAUCGGUUUAACCGAACGUGAUUCAUUGGACCUCCAUUUGUUGCAAUGCUUCCAAAAGAACAUGCCUCCAAAUUUCCAUCUACUAACUGGUCCAUUUGACAAACAAAACCAUUUCCUAACUAUCCGCGAAUCAAGUCCCGAAGAGUAUCCAACUCUUUUACAUUUCGCAGCACGAUUCGGACUCGAUCGUCUAUGUAUACAGUUGAUGGAAUGUCCCGGUGGUGAUACUGCCUGUGGAGUUCGAAAUUGCGUUGGUAAAACACCUGCCGAACUGGCUGAUCUCGAAGGAUUCCACAAACUUGCACAGAGCAUUAAUAGUUUCUCGGAAUUCCAUGAACUCACCACAAUGUAUCACUAUUUUAAGGGAAUCCAAGGAGAUGGUGCUAAUACCAAAAAUAAAGUUAUGAUCGAAGCAAAGGCAGGAGUUGAAUCACCAAAGAAACAAACUGUUAGUCGACAGAAAUCUCAUGAAUCCAAAGAAUCUGCUGCGGCACAGGCCGAAUACAUGGACAUGAGUAGUGGCAGUGAUCGAGAUAAUUCUCCUUGUCCAGCUCAAGCUUCAGGAACUACAAUGGCAGUUUCGAAUCUCAACUAUGUGAGUGUGGAAACUGAAGAUGAUAAUUUACAAAGCUCUGGGGAAAUGACCAAAAACUUUGAUCAAAUGAAGAUCAUCACUGAAGCUGAGGUCACCACAAAUGAACUGAAGAUCAGUGAACCACCGUACUAUCAGUCCGAAGAGAAGAACAAACGCAAUGUUAUUCACCCGCUAAAGCACUAUCCAGUGCCUGAGAAACUAAGUCAAGAUGUCCCAGAUAACUGCAAUGCAUCGAUGCUGGAUUAUAUGCUUCAACCAUCAAAUAUCCCCGUGCAGACAGUCGAAGAUGAUGGAAACUAUCUCUUCCAACCUUCGAAUAAACCAGUCGAACUUGAAAAACUCCCUCUGGAAGAAAUGCAUCAGUCUCGAAUGAAUCUCAACAAAAUGGGAUCCACAUCUAAGUUGGGAACUCUGAAGCGAACCGGAAGUGAUGCUUCGAGUAACAAAGGUAAUGCCGAUGAUGAACUCGUCGAAAUAAUGAAUGAUUUCAAAAACAAUGUCCUGUCAAUUCGAGAUGUGGAACAAUUGGUUGAGAAAUGGAAGCACCGCAACGAUGUUAAACAGAGUUUCAAGGAGAAACAAGAACAGAUUGAGCUUUUAAGACAAGAGUACGAAAGAAUUCAAGUGCAAAUUAAGUCAAACAUGAAACGAGAGACUCCCUUCGAAAAGAUCAAGAAAUUAUUCUCUCGACAUAAGACACCAGUUCACAAGGUGACGAUUGAAAGUCCUGACGAGACGAAAUCAUCAAUUGCUUCCUCCUUCCAGUCAAGCCAGCGUCCCAUUAGCACUUUGAGUCUUCAAAGUGUGUCAUCAUCUUCAUCGUCUGGUCGAUUGAGUACUGGAAGUGCAUGCAGUGGAGCUAGUCUGGGGGACAGUGGAACCCAUUCCGAUCAUGAAGAACGUCGUUUCGGAAUGUGCCGAAUCGGUUCACCCGGUAGUCUUAUGGACAACUAUCUAGUCCCACCUCCACCUCGGCCAGUUCUAACGCCCAGUUCAACACCUGGCGAGGAGAAAGAAAGAAUUAUCUUUCCACAUCAUCCACGAGUGAUGACCCCAACUAGUCCCAGUCCGGCCACAAAUAAUGGCAGCAACAGUGACCAUUACUACAUGUUUCCAUCGAACCUUCCAGUAUUCCAGGUGCCAAAUAAUGAUCAGUCAAUGUCAUCAUCAAUUAACAGCAAUGGCUAUCUGAAUACCAUUGUUGAGGCCAAAGAGAAUGAGCAUAGCUAUCAAAAUGGCGUCACUGUGCAACCCAUUAAAGUACAAACUUUAAAUGAUAGAUCAAAUAUAAUUUAUGGAAAGUUAACCAAAGUCGCACCAAAGGAUAUUUGCAGUUCAUUUAAGCCACAAGCUGCACCACAAGUUAAAAAGGAUGUUGUGGCAGCUGAAGUAUACCAAAAUGUACCAAAUGGCAAAUUAGUUUGUGAGAAUGGAAAUGGCAAUGAAGAGAAUCAUAAUUAUAUGAAUGUUUAAGAGAAAAAGACCUUCAACAAGGUUGAUAGGUUGGACCUGAAGUGUUUUAUUUUUUUGCAAAUGCUCAAAUUUAGAAUUUAUACACAUUUUAUAUUUCAAAGAGAAGAUUUUUUAGUUAUUUUUCUAUAACUUGAUUAUUUUUUUUUAAUUUGUGUUUUCGAUUUAUAUUAAUAAGUUUAAAAAUUAUAUGAAAAUAUUAUUAUUAAAUAUUGUAUGUAUUAAGAGAAAAAAGCAUGUAUUGUAUAUCUUAAAAAUAUUUAUUUAUAAUGCAAAACGAACAUUUUUUUCAUAGAAAAAUAAAACGUGUUUUUUUUUAUAUAAAAAAAAAGAAAUGAAUAUAAUUAUAAUUAAG